AUGACUUCAGAGGGGGCCCGGAUAACUCGCUGGCUGCAGUUGCAGGACACCGCUACACAACAAGGCCCGCUGCUUAGUCCGGGGAAUGAAUUUCCUCUGAGAACACUGCCCUCCCUGCCCUCCGCCAGCUCCCUCUCCGACCUGGCUUCGGAUGACGGCCGCAGAGUCUCGCACCGCACCAACAUUGCGAAACUCAUCCACCCGCCCACCCCUACCAUGACGGAUGAGCACACGGCCGCUCGCAGACGUUCCUCCUCGCUCGCCGGCGCCACCCUGCCCACCAAGACAGACCUGAAGAAACACCGCCGCCGCCGUUCCGACCACAUUGCCGAAGAAGGAGAGGAGUCCUCCUCGGGUGCAGACCGCUCCGACUCAGAGUCCAGUGACAGCGCCGACGACGACGACAUGAGCGCCGACGGGCUCGAAGACGACGAGGAGACGGGCCUCACCAAGCGCGACAGGCGGAGACGCCGGAGAAGAAAGAGGCGGAACACGCUGCUCGACCAGCGCAUCGUGCCGGAUGAUACAUACACAAAGGAGGAGAAGAAGCUCGCCGACCAGAACUUGCUCAAAUCGAUGCUAGUCAAUGGAGUUCUGAUAUGUCUAUGGUACCUCUUCUCGAUAUCCAUAUCCGUCUACAACAAGUGGAUGUUCAAGGAAGCCAAGGGCGACGGCGAGACCAAGAACAUCUUUCCCUUUCCGCUAUUUACGACAUGUCUGCAUAUGAUAGUCCAGUUUACGCUCGCGUCGCUCGUCCUAUUCCUAAUACCCUCCCUCCGACCGCGACACGAUUCCCUUAACCCACACGCUGCCGGCUCGCGCGUAGAGCCGGUCGACCCCAAGAAGCCGCUCAUGACCAAGUGGUUCUACUUCAGCAGACUCGGGCCGUGUGGUGCAGCCACUGGCAUGGACAUUGGCCUGGGCAACACGAGCUUGAAGUUCAUCUCGUUGACAUUUUUCACUAUGUGCAAGUCAUCUGCACUCGGCUUCGUCCUCAUCUUUGCCUUCCUCUUCCGCCUCGAACAACCCUCCUGGCGACUCGUAUUCAUCAUACUCAUCAUGACCUGCGGUGUCGUCAUGAUGGUAGCCGGCGAGGCUGCCUUCCACACCCUCGGCUUCAUCCUCGUCAUGGUCUCGGCCUGCUCGUCCGGCUUCCGCUGGUCGCUGACCCAGAUCCUGCUCCUUCGCAACCCCGCGACAGCGAACCCAUUUUCCUCCAUCUUUUUCCUCGCACCCGUCAUGUUCAUCAGCAUACUCAUUCUCGCGAUACCCGUGGAAGGCUUCCCCGCGCUCAUGGAGGGUCUUUCACAACUUUUCGAAGCCAGGGGCGCCGGCCUCGGCAUUGGCAUUCUUUUGUUCCCGGGCGUCCUCGCCUUUCUUAUGACCGCCUCCGAAUUCGCUCUGCUGAAGCGCACUUCAGUCGUCACCCUUAGCAUUUGUGGCAUUUUCAAAGAGGUCGUCACGAUUGGGACUGCGAACCUUGUAUUCAAGGACCCCCUUACGCCCAUCAACCUGACUGGGCUUGUCGUCACGAUUGGCAGCAUCGCGGCAUACAACUACAUGAAGAUCAAGAAGAUGAGAGAAGAGGCGCGGAUGAACGCACAUCUCCAGAAUCAGGAGACGUAUGCGCCCGUCAACACCGUGGAUCCAUUGGAGCGCGACCGAAGAGGCAGCGUCGUCGUGCGGCCAGGACAAGGCAUCGUACGCAACAGUCUCCAACUUGCGCCCGGGCUAAGCGGGGCAUCCGUAUCUGAGAGCCCGGCGAGAGCAAGUCCGAUCAAGACUGCACGGGACACUGAGUAG
This is a messenger RNA of Alternaria ethzedia, 1803 nucleotides long. RefSeq lists its product as uncharacterized. The coding region runs from base 1 to 1803 and encodes 600 amino acids. The transcript is spliced from 3 exons. Gene Ontology annotation, cellular component: cis-Golgi network; endoplasmic reticulum-Golgi intermediate compartment; Golgi apparatus. The record is from RefSeq and is a predicted model, not a curated record. Gene Ontology annotation, molecular function: antiporter activity. Gene Ontology annotation, biological process: UDP-glucose transmembrane transport. Lineage: Eukaryota; Fungi; Ascomycota; Dothideomycetes; Pleosporales; Pleosporaceae.